Messenger RNA from Lottia gigantea (owl limpet), 414 nucleotides. RefSeq lists its product as hypothetical. The record is from RefSeq and is a predicted model, not a curated record. Lineage: Eukaryota; Metazoa; Mollusca; Gastropoda; Lottiidae. The transcript is spliced from 3 exons. The annotation marks the transcript as partial.
UGCCUUGUUAUUUUUGUUGUAAGCUAUUGCCUAUCUACCUUCGUGCCUGUUAUUAUUGUAGUGAGGUAUUGCCUAUCUAUCUUCGUGCCUUGUUAUUGUUGUUGUGAGGUAUUGCCUAUCUACCUUCGUGCCUGUUAUUAUUGUAGUGAGGUAUUGCCUAUCUACCUUCUGAGGUAUUGCCUAUCUACCUUCGUGCCUGUUAUUAUUGUAGUGAGGUAUUGCCUAUCUACCUUCGUGCCUUGUUAUUUUUGUUGUGAGGUAUCGCCUAUCUACCUUCGUGCCUGUUGUAUUACCUAUCUACCUUCGUGCCUUGUUAUUUUUGUUGUGAGGUAUUACCUAUCUACCUUCGUGCCUUGUUAUUAUUGUUGUGAGGUAUUACCUAUCUACCUUCGUGCCUUGUUAUUUUUGUUGUGA